Messenger RNA from Eruca vesicaria subsp. sativa (arugula), 2094 nucleotides. The record is from the annotation of a GenBank genome assembly. Lineage: Eukaryota; Viridiplantae; Streptophyta; Magnoliopsida; Brassicales; Brassicaceae.
CUUGACCCUAAACCCAAACUCACCUUUUUCAAUCAUAACGAUCUCCUUCUUCCACAUCGCACGCUAUCCCAUCCCUCUCUGUCUCUCUCUGCUCAAAUCCUGAUCUGGGUUUUGUAGACAAAGAGAAGGGAAAGCAUUUCUAUGGCUGUCUCAAGUGCCUUCGUUGCUUGCCCAAAGCUUGAGACUUUACUCAAUCAUCAUAACCAUCUAUCUUCCUCUACGACGCCGUUUGGUCUCAUUGGUGUUCAUGCUCUGCAGAGAAACAGUAGAAGCAGACGUUGUCUGAUCCAGAGAGCACGUUGCGAGCUUACUGAUUCCGCACCUAAUGUCGCAACCAUGACAGCUCUCGAACAACUCAAGAACUCUGCAGCUGACAGAUAUACAAAGGAGAGAAGUAGUAUUGUGGUGAUUGGACUUAGUAUUCACACAGCUCCUGUUGAGAUGCGUGAGAAGCUUGCUAUCCCUGAAGCUGAAUGGCCACGCGCUAUUGGUGAAUUGUGCGGUUUGAAUCAUAUUGAAGAGGCUGCUGUACUUAGUACUUGUAACCGUAUGGAGAUUUAUGUUUUGGCUCUCUCUCAGCACCGUGGAGUCAAAGAAGUCACUGAAUGGAUGUCAAAGACAAGUGGAAUUCCAGUUUCGGAGAUUUGUCAGCACCGUUUCCUUCUCUACAACAACGACGCUACCCAGCAUAUAUUCGAAGUCUCAGCUGGUCUUGACUCUCUCGUCCUAGGAGAAGGUCAGAUCCUCGCACAAGUGAAACAAGUUGUCAAAGUCGGUCAAGGAGUGAACGGCUUCGGUAGAAACAUCAGCGGGCUGUUCAAACACGCCAUAACUGUCGGAAAACGUGUCAGAACAGAGACAAACAUCGCCGCUGGAGCUGUCUCCGUCAGCUCAGCAGCUGUUGAGCUUGCUCUGAUGAAGCUUCCUGAAUCUUCACACGCCUCCGCUAGGAUGCUGAUCAUCGGUGCAGGGAAGAUGGGGAAGCUUGUGAUAAAGCAUUUGGUAGCAAAAGGUUGCACAAGGAUGGUGGUGGUGAACAGAAGUGAAGAGAGAGUUGUAGCUAUCCGUGAUGAGAUCAUCUCUGGUGUUGAGAUUUUGUAUCGACCUCUAGAUGAGAUGCUAGCUUCUGCUGCUGAAGCGGAUGUUAUUUUCACCAGCACAGCCUCUGAGACGCCGUUGUUCUUGAAGGGGGAUGUAGAGACUCUCCCUCCAGCGUGUCCUGAGAUUGGAGGAGUGAGGCUAUUCGUUGACAUCUCUGUUCCGAGAAACGUUGGUUCUUGUGUCAAUGAAGUGGAGACCGCACGUGUUUACAAUGUGGAUGAUCUCAAGGAAGUGGUUGCUGCUAAUAAAGAAGAUAGGUUGAGGAAAGCUAUGGAAGCUCAGACCAUAAUAGCAGAGGAGUCAAACCAGUUUGAAGCGUGGAGGGAUUCUUUAGAGACGGUUCCUACGAUCAAGAAGUUGAGAGCUUAUGCGGAGAGGAUCAGAACGGCAGAGCUGGAGAAGUGCAUGUCGAAAAUGGGAGAUGAUAUUAACAAGAAAACGACGAGGGCUGUUGAUGAUUUAAGCAGAGGUAUUGUGAACAGGUUCUUACAUGGUCCAAUGCAGCAUUUGAGAUGUGAUGGGAGUGACAGUAGAACGCUAAGUGAGACCCUUGAGAAUAUGCAUGCUUUGAACAGAAUGUAUGGUUUGGAAAAGGACAUUUUGGAGGAGAAGAUUAAGGCAAUGACAUCGGGACAACAAAAGUAAAAGAUUUCUUUAGACAGACAAAGGUUACAUUGAACUAGCUUCCCCUUGCAGAUCCGAGUAAAUUGCAUAGGUCCUUAAGCUGGGGAUCUAUAUGAUUCAUUUAAUUUGUGUACAAGAGACUGUUUCUUCAGCUAACAUUUUAUAUCGUCCAAGUGUUGUGAAGAUAAGUGAGUUUUGUUGCAUGUUGAGUGUAACGGUAUGGAUCCCAAGUACCGUUGCUUAUGUGUAAUGUAUACACUUUGGUUCAUACAGUAUAGAGAAAAUUGUUUUUUUUCCUUGGUUUAUUUUUUUGGCUAUGCUAUAGAUUUUUUUUGGUCAAACUGUUUUGAUUCAGUAACUUAAACGUUU